Messenger RNA from Pyrus x bretschneideri (Chinese white pear), 3962 nucleotides. RefSeq names its product ubiquitin C-terminal hydrolase 13. Gene Ontology annotation, biological process: protein deubiquitination; regulation of protein stability. The record is from RefSeq and is a predicted model, not a curated record. The transcript has 32 exons. NCBI's taxonomy places the organism in Eukaryota, Viridiplantae, Streptophyta, Magnoliopsida, Rosales, Rosaceae. Bases 129 to 3497 code for a protein of 1122 amino acids. Gene Ontology annotation, molecular function: cysteine-type deubiquitinase activity; cysteine-type endopeptidase activity; protein binding. Gene Ontology annotation, cellular component: cytosol; nucleus.
AAACCAGCUGCAAAGCCCUCUUUCAUAUUAUAAGUUAGACUCGAAAUCUCUCAGUCUUCCUCUUCUCGUCAGCAGCAAGCACAAGUCACUCGGAUUCUUCGAUCAGGCGGCCUCCAAUUCCGGCGCCCAUGACCCUGAUGACUCCGCCGCCGCCGCUAGAUCAGCAGCAGCAGCAGCAGCAACCGCAGGAGGAAGAUGAGAUGCUGGUCCCACACUCCGACCUGCCCGACGGUCCUCAGCCCAUGGAGGAAGCACAAGCAGAAACUAACAGUGCGGUGGAUGCUCCGACGGUGGAUGAUCCAUUGUCAGCUAGAUUUACAUGGCCAAUUGAGAGCUUUUCAAGGCUUAAUACGAAGAAGCUCUAUUCUGAUGUUUUCCUUGUUGGAGGCUACAAAUGGCGGAUACUAAUUUUCCCCAAAGGAAAUAAUGUGGAUCAUCUGUCAAUGUAUCUGGAUGUUGCAGAUUCUGGAAAUUUGCCUUAUGGAUGGAGUAGAUAUGCUCAGUUUAGCUUGUCUAUUGUCAAUCAAGCUCAUAGUAAAUACUCUAUUAGAAAAGAAACACAGCACCAAUUUAAUGCUCGUGAGAGUGACUGGGGUUUCACUUCGUUCAUGCCUCUUGGUGAAUUAUAUGACCCUAGUAGAGGUUAUAUUGUGAAUGAUACAUGCAUAGUUGAAGCUGAUGUUGCAGUUCGAAAGGUUAUUGAUUACUGGUCACAUGACUCUAAAAAGGAAACUGGUUUUGUUGGACUGAAAAACCAAGGAGCUACUUGUUAUAUGAACUCUCUUCUUCAGACGCUGUACCAUAUUCCUUAUUUUAGAAAGGCUGUGUACCAUAUGCCAACAACGGAGAAUGAUAAUCCAUCUGGAAGCAUCCCACUUGCCUUGCAAAGCUUAUUUUACAAGCUUCAGUACAAUGAUACUAGUGUAGCGACCAAAGAGCUGACGAAGUCAUUUGGAUGGGAUGCAUAUGAUUCAUUCAUGCAGCAUGACGUCCAAGAACUCAAUAGGGUUCUUUCUGAAAAGCUUGAAGACAAGAUGAAAGGAACUGUUGUGGAGGGUACAAUACAGCAGUUAUUUGAAGGGCACCAGAUGAACUAUAUUGAAUGCAUCAAUGUGGACUAUAAAUCAACGAGGAAAGAAUCAUUUUAUGAUCUUCAAUUGGAUGUCAAAGGGUGUCGGGAUGUUUAUGCUUCAUUCGAUAAGUACGUGGAAGUGGAGCGCCUUGAGGGUGAUAAUAAAUAUCAUGCUGAACAGUAUGGUUUACAGGAUGCUAAGAAAGGUGUCCUGUUCAUUGAUUUUCCACCCGUCCUUCAACUUCAGCUAAAACGUUUCGAGUACGAUUUUAUGCGGGACACCAUGGUAAAGAUAAAUGAUCGCUUUGAGUUCCCCUUGCAACUUGAUCUUGAUAGGGAGAAUGGGAAAUAUCUGUCACCUGAUGCUGACAGGAGCGUCCGCAACCUCUACACUCUUCAUAGUGUUUUGGUGCACAGUGGCGGGGUGCAUGGUGGACACUACUAUGCUUAUAUCAGGCCAACCCUUUCUGAACAGUGGUUUAAAUUUGAAGAUGAACGAGUAACAAAAGAAGAUAUGAAGAGGGCUCUAGAGGAGCAGUAUGGUGGAGAAGAAGAGUUACCGCAGACAAAUCCUGGGUUCAACAAUGCUCCAUUUAAAUUUACUAAAUAUUCCAAUGCCUACAUGCUUGUUUAUAUACGUGAAGUUGACAAGGAGAAAAUAAUUUGUAAUGUGGAUGAGAAAGACAUUGCAGAACAUCUAAGGAUAAGACUGAAGAAAGAACAGGAAGAAAAGGAGCAAAAGAGAAAGGAGAAAGCUGAAGCGCACCUUUAUACUAUCAUAAAGGUUGCGCGGAACGAGGACCUGCUUGAACAGAUAGGAAAGAAUAUCUAUUUUGAUCUUGUGGAUCAUGAUAAAGUUCGUAGUUUUCGUGUUCAGAAGCAGAGGCCCUUCAACCUCUUUAAGGAAGAGGUUGCCAAAGAGUUUGGUAUACCAGUUCAAUGUCAACGUUUCUGGUUGUGGGCAAAGCGUCAAAACCAUACAUACCGGCCAAAUCGACCACUGACACCUCUUGAGGAAGCACAAACGGUUGGACAGUUGAGGGAAGUUUCCAAUAAGUCAAAUAAUGCAGAGCUAAAGCUGUUUCUUGAAGUAGAACUUGGGCCGGAUUUGUUGCCUCUUUCUCCUCCAGAGAAGACUAAAGAAGAGAUUCUUCUAUUUUUCAAACUUUAUGACCCUUUGAAAGAAGAGCUCCGGUACGUUGGGAGGUUGUUUGUGAAGGGAAGUGGUAAGCCCAUUGAAUUAUUGACAAAACUAAACCAAAUGGCUGGUUUCAGUCCUGAUGAAAAGAUAGAAUUUUUUGAGGAAAUAAAGUUUGAACCUAAUAUCAUGUGCGAACACAUUGAUGAGAAGGCAACUUUCCGUGUUAGUCAGCUUGAAGAUGGGGACAUCAUUUGCUUUCAAAAAUCCCCUCAGAGUGGAAGCAGCGAACAAUUUCGUUACCCAGAUGUUCCUUCAUUCCUGGAUUAUGUUCGUAACCGUCAGGUUGUUCGCUUUCGUUCUUUGGACAAGCCAAAGGAAGAUGAGUUCUGUCUUGAGUUGUCAAAGUUUCACACCUAUGAUGAUGUUGUGGAAAGGGUUGCUCUACAGCUUGGCUUGGAUGAUCCAUCUAAAGUUAGGCUCACAUCUCAUAAUUGUUACUCACAGCAACCUAAACCCCAACCAAUCAAGUAUCGAGGAGUAGAACAUUUGUCUGACAUGCUGGUGCACUACAAUCAGACUACAGACAUACUCUAUUAUGAAGUAUUAGAUAUCCCUCUCCCAGAGCUGCAAGGCCUCAAAACUUUGAAAGUUGCUUUUCAUCAUGCUACCAAGGAUGAAGUUGUGGUUCAUACUAUUAGAUUACCGAAGCAGAGCACUGUAGGGGAUGUGAUUGAUGACCUUAAGACAAAGGUGGAGUUGUCUCAUCCUAAUGCCGAACUCAGAUUGUUAGAAGUUUUCUAUCACAAAAUCUACAAGAUUUUCCCACCAAAUGAAAAGAUUGAGAAUAUAAAUGAUCAGUACUGGACAUUGCGUGCAGAAGAGAUCCCUGAAGAAGAGAAAAACUUUGGUCCUCGUGAUCGUCUGAUCCAUGUUUAUCAUUUUAUGAAGGACACAGCUCAAAACCAGGUUCAGAAUUUCGGAGAACCAUUUUUCUUGGUCAUUCGUGAGGAUGAGACAUUAGCAGAAGUUAAAGUGCGUGUACAGAAAAAGUUACUAGUCCCAGAUGAGGAGUAUUCAAAGUGGAAAUUUGCAUUUUUGUCCAUGGGUCGUCCUGAGUACCUGCAAGACAAUGAUAUUGUGGCCAGCCGAUUUCAGAGAAGGGAUGUGUAUGGAGCAUGGGAACAGUACCUUGGAUUGGAACACGCCGAUCAUGCUCCUAAAAGGUCACACACAACAAAUCAGAAUCGUCACACCUUUGAGAAGCCAGUGAAAAUCUACAACUAAAAAGAAUGGUGAUGACUUUGUCAGCUCCUUUCACAGAUUCAACGUUAUAUACAUAUGCCGAGUCUUGUGAAGAGUCCGAGAAGAACAAAGGAAGCUUUUCUUUCAUUUGGCAGUAGUUAUUGAUCUUACGGGGCAUAAAAUUCUUUAGCCUAAACGAUGUGUAUCCUUGAUGUUUCUGAAUUGUUGAAGGCAACUGUCUUUGAGGUGUGACGUAGGACGCGUCUCGUUUUAAUCCUUGUAAUUCCGUAUAUAAGAUUUUUGGGGCGGGCAAUGUAUAGAGGGUAUAGGUUUGCAUGUUUAAAAAUGCAGUUUGAUUGUCCAGUUCUAGUAUGUUGAUCUUUUUGCAUGCAUGCAUGAUGGAAGCUCUGUAUAAUAUUGGAUCUUCAGCUUCCUGUGGAUGUUCUCUAUUUAUUUUGUAAGUUGUUUUGGAGUGUGAAAUUAAUUAGCUGCAGGUACAUUUGCCCC